Pomacea canaliculata is the source of this 5675-nucleotide messenger RNA. Its product is annotated as transmembrane protein adipocyte-associated 1 homolog. The transcript is spliced from 12 exons. The record is from RefSeq and is a predicted model, not a curated record. Lineage: Eukaryota; Metazoa; Mollusca; Gastropoda; Architaenioglossa; Ampullariidae. Gene Ontology annotation, molecular function: G protein-coupled receptor activity. Gene Ontology annotation, biological process: G protein-coupled receptor signaling pathway. Bases 251 to 1495 code for a protein of 414 amino acids. Gene Ontology annotation, cellular component: plasma membrane.
AUGACACUAAUUAGAGUAACUUCCCUUGUGGAUUUCCUGGCUUGGGAAACAACUCGUCUGUUAGUCUGACGAAAGAGUUCCUGUUCUAGACGAAUAAACUACUUGCCUGUGCUCAAGCUGUCGCUAUGGAUGCGGAAUGACACCUACAGGCGUUCAAGUGAUUUAGAGGGGCGUUCUUGUUUGUGUUCAGGAACAGACCCAUGCACGAAGCUGUAACAUUACGACUUUCGAAAUUGCACUGCUGACCGGCAUGGCAGAUUCAGUUAUAAGAUAUGCAGAAGAUCCUCGAGGAAUGGAAGAUACAAAUGUAUCAACCUUGCCUACUUCGGCACAAAAUAUUCUGCCUCAAUCCAUCACAACAGGCAUGAUCCUGCCUUUCGUACCUAUUACAGAGCCGCCAUGCCAGUGGAUCUUGUAUUCAGAUAUUGGUAACUCGAGAGUUCAAAUCUGGGAUGUGAUGAUCCUUGUGCCUAAUGCCUUGUUCUUGGUGUUCCUACUAUGGAGGCUUGGCAGCAACAUUGACAAGCUUCGAGCAAGCAGCAGCCCUAUAUUUACAGCAUUUAUUGGAUUGGUAUUGAUUGUAUCAGUCAUUGGUGUCUUGCGGUGCAUAGUUUCCAUGACAGUAGAUGCAUCUGAGGUGGCAGGCGAAAUGGCAGACAAGAUGCUGUGGCUUAUCCUUCGAUUCUUUCUGCUGGGAACAGAAGCAUCUGUUGUCAUCUUUGGUGUUUACUUUGGUCACCUAGACAGCAGGACAAGCAUCAGGCGCGUUCUUAUCUGCACUUCUCUUUUUGCCCUUGCGUACUCCUUUAUUCAGGGUACACUUGAGCUGAAAAACCCACAUUUGAUAGUCAGUGUUAGACACACAGAUAACACAACAGAGAACUAUGACAUUUUUGCCCAUGGUGGAAUGAUCUUCCUGUGUUCAAGCUCUGCUCUUUUUUUUGUGGUGUAUAUGAUCAUCCUAGUCUUGCCACUGACAUCAUUAAGACACCGAUUUACUUUGCCAACAAAACGUACUUUCUACUAUUAUGUGGGAUUCCUGGCAACACUGAAUCUGACACAGGCUGUGGGCAGUCUUCUCUUGUAUUACGGUGUUAACAACAGCCUUUGUGUGAUUGAUGUGACAACUUAUCUGUACUUCACAAUUUUUGCCCCAAUGGUUUAUGGAACUUUUCUGUGGAAGUUCUUGAAUCCAUCUGGUUCGUCUGUGUUUGUCCGUUUGUAUCAAUGCUGUUUCAGAGCAAACCAGGCUGGCAUCUUUUUCUCCUACAAGCACCAGGUGGAUGAAGUUCUGGAUGAUGACCAACUCAGUUUGCCAUACCAGACACCGUUUGCUAAGACUGAGGCUGAUGCCAUGGUGGUUGACAACUUUGUCCACUCCACACAGUUUGACCACCAGGCCAACCAUUCAUCUGCGGUACUUCCACAUCAUUCACAUACCACUAAUUCUCCUCAGCCGAGCAUCAACAGUGAUUAUUACCACAUCUCUACCUGAAAAAAGCAACCUGCAGGUCUAUAUUGGGACUGUUUGCAUUUAAGUACUGCGCAAGUACUCAUGAAACAGAGUCAUUUGUUUACUGAUCCUGUAGGUAUCCUGUAAAUCCUAUUUAAAAUACAGGACAUAGCGAUGAGUCAUUUGUUCAGCAUAGUUCUGUGGAGGAUAAGUCAUUAAUCUAAGAUCUUGAUAUAUUGAUCUAGUGUGGCAUGGUUUUGAACAGCACACGCUUUUGCACUGUACAGAGGUGAAAGGGGAAAUGUGGAUGAUUCAUAAGAACAGCAUAAUAAAAAGUAAGCGGUCUCAAAGCAGAAAAGGUGCAUUGCAGUAUCACACCUUGCAUAAACUGCUUUUCUUAGGAUCAUACUAUAGUGUUCCUGGUGUUAACAAGAUGAAAUCAGAUGUUGUCUCUUGUGUAAACUCAGUAUUGCAUUUUAAAGUGUGUCUUGGUAGGAAAUGUCAGUAACAUUUUACAUGCAUAUUAUCCACUCUGAUGUCAAAAGUGGUAGAAAUUUCCUUACAUGCUGUUCUGUGAAAUGGCCUUCUGAUUGUGAUACAUGAAACAUGUACGUAAAAUGUUUGUGUAAGACUGCUUUUUGUUUACUGGACCCAUAUCAGAAAUUCUUUGCCAGCGGUUUUCUUCUUUUUAUCAUACUUUAAUAUGCUGCUGGCUAAUUUCCCUCUGAUAUCAUUCCAGCAUAUCCUGAGCAUUUCAAACAUUUUUAUUUGGAAACUUUUUUAAUUACAUUUAAAAAAAUUUUUGAAAUCUAUGAUUAAUGUUGACAUAGAAAGGGCAUCUACAACUCAAAAUUUUCACCAAAAGCUGCAUCAAAGAAAUGAGUUGACUCCAGUUUCUUACCUAUUGUGUAAACCAUUAAAAAACCUCAGAAUUCUGGCAGAACUGGCACUACAGUUUCAAGAGUGUUUAUGUCUUAAUUUUGCUGUUUCUCAUUAGAGAAAGCAGAGGAAUUCAGUUGCAAUCACUUCUUUACUUCCUGUCAGUCUUACACUUUGCAUAUAAAUCUCUCACAGUUUUUGUAAGCUGCCCAACUCUUCCCUUGCCUGCAAAUACAAGUUUCUGUAUAUUUCAUCCUAAUGAGGCUAAAAUGGAUAUAAGGCUAAAGUUUUUCUUAUUUCCUCCUCGUCCCUCCACCCACAACCCACCCACUCACAGUCUGGUUUUGGAUCUUUUGAACUAUGGGAAGUGGCUAACAUAGAGGUUAGUGUAUUGGCAAGGCCGAAGACAUGUACACUAGCUGGUGCAACACCUGUGUAGUUCAAUGUACUUUCCUCUCUCUGAGUUGAUGAAUUUAUUAGAUGGGUGCCUAACUCCUUUAGAAAGCUAUAAAAGGAAAGGCAAGUAGAGAGAAUGAGCACUGUCCUUGCAAAAAGGCUGGUCCUGAUAUUAGUGUUGUCUUUAACACUUCACUCCCCCAUGACUAAAAGGUGAGGAGACUACAUGUUUUUUACAGGUCAGAAGAGUUUGUUGUUUUUUUUUGCCCUGUAAUCAGUGUUGUGCUAUAUUUAGCUACUUUUUUUCCAAUUUCUGUAAUAAAAGGUCUUACAGCAAAAGGGUAAUGUGGUAUUAGACAUGUCUAGGACUACAGUUAUUUUGUAAACACACUUGCCAAAAUAUCACCAGUUUUGUAUUGCUCUAUGAAGACCUGAUAGCAAGGAGGGUAUGGCAGCUAAAUGUUGCAGUUCCUCUUUAGUGUGAAAGGUUUUGGUGUAACUUUGAAAUUUUUAUACCUCCACAAAUGCACCAUGACCACAUGAUAAAAAGUAUUUUCUUGUAUACCAGGACCUCUAAAAUGAUCCAACUGGGUUUGAAGCACAUCUUGUACUGAGUGAAUCAGCCUUGUGUGCUCUUUCAGAGUUAAAAUUUUCAUGAUUCAUCUGUCGAUUAUUUAUCUUUGCAUCUCAUCAUGGGAUUUAAAAAUGAUGGAGACGGGGAAGUAGAACAUGGUGGAAUGUAUCCUGCCUACAAAUUUCUAGCAGGCGUUAGUAAAGUUUCAUGUGUCGAAGUCAUUUGCAGCCAGAUCCUCAGAACUCCCACUUUCUGUCACCUAAAGUGAGGUUAGCAUUCACAUGAUGCUUGUUGAUGAAGUUUAAAUAUCACUUUCUCCACACUCUGGCUGAUGGAGCUUCAGCUUUACAGGUUAGCUGCUUCAGUGCAUCUAGUCAGCCUUUUAGUGGCAUGGUAAUAGCACGUAAUCUUUUAUAUGGUUCCCUGCUUCACUCAGUUGAAGCAAAAAUUGGAUCUGGCGUUUUUUUCAAACGUGUACUUAAUUUUUUUUUUUUUUUGCUUUUCUUAAUUGUGUUCAGUCAUUAUUGUAUUUGGAACACUACACUUAUUUUUUUCAUUGUUGUUAUCAUAUCAUUUCAUAUUGAGAAAAUAUGCCCCUGUCUUUUUAUGUUUAUUUUUUCAUAUCUUACUGCCAUCAUUCGUCUUGGUGGUCUGUUCUCAGCAUCACUAAUUAUCCUGUGCCUGUGCCCAUUCCUUAUGUGUCUCAUUGUCCAUUCUGUGGAUUCCUCUUGUAUCAUGGUUAUCAUGUUCUGUAUUGGUUUCUUAAUUUGUUAAAGGCUGGGUUUUUUAAAAAAUAUAUUGCAUGUUAUUUGUAAUUUGUAUUUCUGCUGGUGGUGUUAUCACAAUAAUUUAUUGGCAGAGCAGAAUCUGGUGGAAAAUAUGCAUGCAAAUGGUAAAUAUCUUUCAUUUUCCUGUUUGUUAUAUUUCAAUAAUGUUCAUUUUUGUAGUAUAUUCUAUAUUUAUCAAUCAUAAACACUACAGAUGCUUAAUGAAAUGUUAUCAAAAUUAUUGAAAAUCCUGGUGAUUUUUCUACAUUCAUAUGUGAUUAACAUGAUUCUUUUACAGGUAUGAGAUUUUUUUUACUAAUUUUAAUUUCAAAACAAAAUUUUAGUUAAUCCUAUAGCUGCUAUCAUUAUGUACAGAGAAUUCUGUAAUCCGACAAGGUUCAAUUCAUAGGCCAUCUAAACAAAAUGUAUGCUUAGUGACUGGGUGAACAGUGGUUGUGUUGGCAUUUACAAAAGUAAUACUGAUAUCACCAUGUACAUAUACUAUAGCAUUGAGGAUCUUUCAAUGUUCUCUUGUUAAAUUAUCCUAAAAGAGGGAAAUGGCAUUAACGGCUAAGAAAAUGCAGACUUACUUUCAUGUGGGAGAGGGAAAUGAAAAGCUUUGAGAGGCUCAUUAUUUGUGUCUAUCACAAUAUAUUGAAAAAAUGUUACAAUUAUCAUUAAUAAAUGACAUAACUAUAAAUGAAUAUUUAACUGCUUUUAAAGUUACAGGAAAUUAUAACAAUAUGCCAUAAUCAUAAAUUUGCAAAGAUCACAAACAUCUCUUUGAAGAUCACAAAUGCUUGUGGUGAAGUCAAAUGUGUGAAGGUCAGAGAAGUAAUCAAAGACUAUGUGAUUAUGAUGAGACUAAUCCAUAUGUUAACACGUAGUCCAUUCAUUAUUUAUAUCUGCAGCUAUAAAAGUCCCAGGAUAUAUAAUGACAAAAAUGUAAGAAUCCAGGAGUGGAGGUAGUGUUUUAGUUAUCUGGAGUGCAUGGAUUUUGUUGCCCUGAGCAGUUUGCUUAUUCCUCAUUUUGGUGGCUGAAGCUUAGUGUCGUGUUUAGCGCAAAUUAAUAGAAGCUUGCAUAUUUCUAUUCCAAGAAGAAAAUGGUCGUUAUAGUUGUGAAAUGGACUUCCCAAAAUUAAGGUGGAUUCUCACUUUCCCAUACCUGAGCAGGUAGACAUGAAAUUUAAGUAUGAAGACAUCCUUGACUUGCUUCACUUCCUCUGUGUUUUACUCCAAGCUACAGUUUAGCAUCAGCUACAAGAACUGAGAACUGUUUAUGUGGUACACUUAAUUUGUGCUUCAGCAAACACUACAAAAAGACUUGAGAUGAGCAGUCUUUGCUGCUUUACAUUCCUGUAACCUAACAAAAUGCCAUCUCUGCUACUGUAAUGUUCAUUCUGUUAAGUAUCUUUCACCAAGUUGCAAAUGAAUAACCUCAAGGAAAUUGUCAGUUUAACUGUUUCCUUUAAAGAAGAGUGCUUUUAAAAGAGCAAGAACGUUCAUGUAAUGUUGCUUAUUAUAUAGCAAUGCUUUAAUUUAGCUUGGCAACUUCUUGAAUAUGAUGUCUGAAGAAGAUCAAGAAAAAUAAAGCUUUGAACUUUUC